CGAGCCGACCUGCUUGCAUAAGCCCAUCGUCAGUCGACAGGCAAUGCUUGUUUGAUAGAGCCAUUUUCAGAAAAUUACUUCCAGCAUGCCCCAUUUCUGUGAAAAUAUGUGAAAAUAUACUACGACCCAAAGCUGGUUAUCAGUAGAAGUAGUACAAUGUAGAACCUGACACCGCGUUGCUACCGCGGUAUCACGUCGGUAGUCGUCAGCCAGAACGAUAGUAUCUCUCGGUACCACUGGAACGCGAUUUGUGUGACAUUCAGUGUUUCUCCUUAACAGAUGAUGGAAAGUGUACAGAGUGGAGUAGUUAAAUGCGGCGGAUAUCGUUACGAUGAUGGAACGCGCUAUAUCGGAGAUUGGAACCAACGGGGCCAGAAACACGGCAUGGGAUCAAUCAUGUUCUCCGAUGGAACACGGUACGAUGGUGCAUUCAGCAAUGGGGUGUGCUCGGGACUGGGAGUCAUGUGUUUCCCUGAUGGUGCCAAAUACGAAGGAGAAUUCAUGCAAGGCUGGUUCCAUGGACAUGGAGUUUUUUGGCGAUCUGAUGGCAUGAAGUAUGAGGGCGAAUUCCGCGGAGGGCGUAUCUGGGGCCUCGGGCUGAUUACAUUUAGUGAUCAGAGUCAUGGAUUUCCACGUAACGAAGGUUUCUUCCAAGAUUGCCGAUUAAUGCGAAAAAAACGAUGCAUGGAAGUGAUACAACGCGCUCAAAAAGUAGCUCUGAUGGCUAGGGCCCAAUGUGAUCAAGGAAACUGAACAAAUAAAAAAAACUGAAAGUCGAAAAAAA
Toxorhynchites rutilus septentrionalis is the source of this 784-nucleotide messenger RNA. It is a transcript of the gene rtp, whose product is annotated as MORN repeat-containing protein 4 homolog. The transcript is spliced from 4 exons. Lineage: Eukaryota; Metazoa; Arthropoda; Insecta; Diptera; Culicidae. The coding region runs from base 280 to 753 and encodes 157 amino acids. The record is from RefSeq and is a predicted model, not a curated record.